CAAACCGUCCAUCGCAAUACAGAUGUCGCUAUAGUUCGUCGCUCCUUCGCAGCCUGAUCAUCAUUUGCUGCUGCUCCCCUCUUUCUUCUUUCUUGACUUUCAAUACGCGUAACAUGACACCUCACUCGCAAGAAGGCGCGCCUCUGCUCGUCGCGAACGCGCUUCAAGAUAUCUCAUCAAAAGUCUCAACCCAGUUCGCGCUCAAGAUAGCAGCGGCAAUGUACUCAUUCGCCACACUCGGGCUCUUCAACUCAUCCAUCGGCGCAUUGCUUCCCUUGAUCUCAUCCCACUACGACUUAUCUGAUCUAUACGUCUCUCUAGUCUUCGUCGUUGGCCCACUAGGCUACAUAGUCGCCGCCCAAAUGAGCUCGUUGAUCCACCACCACUUUGGUCGGUUCGGGAUCGCGCUCAUCGGCUCGGUGCUGCAGAUCAUCGCAGCAGGACUGCUAUCUCUGCAUCCUCAUUUUGAACUCAUACUCGUUGGAUUUGCGGUACAAGGACUGGGGGAAGGUCUACUCGAUGGAAGCUGGUGUGCGUGGGCUGGUAGUAUGGAGAGAGCGAGUACAAUGUCUGGACUGUUGCAUGGGAGUUUCUCCGCUGGGGCGGCGGCCGCUCCCAUUUUGGUUACGCUUAUGACUACGAAUGGAUAUGCUUGGUUUGAAUGGUAUUAUGUACUGGGCGCUCUUUCAAUCAUUGACGCUGUAGCCCUAUGUGCUGCAUUCUGGAGCGAAACAGCAUCAGUGUAUCGUCAGACGCAUCAGUCCGAAGAAACUGAGAACAAAGCCCACUCCAAGGUAAUGCUCAAGCUUCCCGCCACGUGGUGGUGUGCCGCAUACUUUCUUGCAGACGUGGGUGUCGAGACCGCAAUCUCAGGAUGGGUCGUCUCGUUCAUGCUUCGCAGUCGCUCUGCAACUCCCUAUCUCGCAGGUCUCUCGUCGUCAGGCUUUUGGGCUGGCAUGGCUGUUGGCAGACUUGUCUUGGGACCAUUGACCGACAAAAUCGGCGUACGCAAAGCGACCGCGCUAUACUUCGCCAGUGCCAUAUUGAUCGAGGCCUUGUUUGCGUUACUGCCAUAUGCAAUCGUCUCGGCCGUUCUGAUGGUAGCCCUGGGUUUCCUCAUGGGGCCGUUAUUCCCGUCUGGCAUCAUAGUCUUGACUCAAUUACUGCCAAAGGAACUACAUGUAGCUGCAGUCUCCUUUGUCGCUUCACUAGGCCAAGUAGGUGGGGCGUUGUUACCCUUCGGCAUUGGCGCUGUCGUCGAAGGGCUUGGAAUUCAAGUCUUUCGUUACGCAAUUUUGGUACAGUCAAUACUGGCAAUGCUGCUUUGGGUAGCUUUUGCGAAACUUCGGCCGGCAGUAUCUACAUUGAGCGAACCUCGGCGUACGAGGGUUGAGGAAAGACUGAACAAUGCGUAAACACAAAUCAAGAUUUGCAUCAUAAUUGGGCGGCACCAAGGGUUGCUUUGGUCUCGGCUCAAGCUACACGAUCACGACCUCAACUCAGCGCCCCUCAUGUAGGAGUCCUAGGCACACUCUCAAGCGUGAGUGCCAGCAUGUGAGUCCCCUCAGCGCAGUAAGUAGCAGGGAUGUAGUCCAUAGCGUCCAGAUCAGUACCUGCAGUG
Molecule: messenger RNA, 1621 nt
Organism: Macroventuria anomochaeta
Lineage: Eukaryota; Fungi; Ascomycota; Dothideomycetes; Pleosporales; Didymellaceae
Product: MFS general substrate transporter
Exons: 2
Coding region: 114-1415 (433 amino acids)
Biological process (GO): transmembrane transport
Cellular component (GO): membrane
Molecular function (GO): transmembrane transporter activity
Source: RefSeq, a predicted model, not a curated record